Messenger RNA from Pecten maximus, 558 nucleotides. RefSeq lists its product as uncharacterized. The record is from RefSeq and is a predicted model, not a curated record. The coding region runs from base 1 to 558 and encodes 185 amino acids. The transcript has a single exon. Lineage: Eukaryota; Metazoa; Mollusca; Bivalvia; Pectinida; Pectinidae.
AUGUAUCGAUAUUUCACUCACAACCGAACCCAUCAGUACUUAGAUGUUCUACAGGAUAUCGUCCAAAAUUACAAUGCCAGGCCCCACAGUGCUCUAGAUGGUAAAUCACCGGAUGCUAUUGAGAAGUCCAAUGAAGCAUUGGUGUGGAAACAUUUGUAUGUUGAUUCGAAGAAACCUAGGAUAGUUAAGAAAAAGAAAAGCUCAAAACCUUUCAAGUUUAAAGUUGGUGAUGUAGUAAGAAUAUCGGCCAACAGACGCACAUUCCAACGUGAUUUUGAGCAAAAAUGGACAGAAGAGGUUUUCACCAUCAAGACGAGGUACCUUCGUCAAGGUAUACCUAUCUAUAAAAUCAUUGACUACGACGGAGAUUCGAUAGCUGGGACUUUUUAUAACAGCGAACUACAAAAGGUCAACAAAGGGAGGGAUGACUUGUUCAAGGUGGAAAGGGUGUUAAAACGACGAAAGAGAAACGGAAUUCAGGAAGUAUACGUAAAAUGGCUUGGUUAUCCAAAGAAAUUUAAUAGUUGGAUCAAAGAGAGCGACGUCCAAAACCUAUAA